Messenger RNA from Sphaeramia orbicularis (orbiculate cardinalfish), 2654 nucleotides. RefSeq names its product endothelin receptor type B-like. Bases 1 to 1251 code for a protein of 416 amino acids. Gene Ontology annotation, biological process: vasoconstriction; regulation of blood pressure; endothelin receptor signaling pathway. NCBI's taxonomy places the organism in Eukaryota, Metazoa, Chordata, Actinopteri, Kurtiformes, Apogonidae. The record is from RefSeq and is a predicted model, not a curated record. The transcript is spliced from 7 exons. Gene Ontology annotation, molecular function: endothelin receptor activity. Gene Ontology annotation, cellular component: plasma membrane.
AUGAGGGUCGUCGCUCUGCUGUGUCUCCUGAUGCUCGCCGAGGUCGGAGCCUCACGCAUCAUCCGUGACUCCCAGAGUGGACCUGAAGCUGCUGCCGAACUCCCCAAGAGCAACUCCUCCGCGCCGCUUCCACUCCCACCACAGCCAGGCCGACCCAGGGGCUCCUUCCCACCCAUGUGCAUAAAGCCCACAGAGAUUAAGCAUGCCUUCAAGUACGUCAACACCAUCGUGUCCUGUCUGAUCUUUGUAGUCGGGAUCAUCGGCAACUCAACUCUGCUCAGGAUCAUAUAUAAGAACAAGUGCAUGAGGAACGGUCCUAAUGUCCUGAUUGGCAGCUUGGCACUAGGAGACCUGCUGUACAUCAUCAUCGCCAUUCCUAUCAAUGUUUUCAAGCUCAUAGCUGAGGACUGGCCGUUUGGAGUCUACAUCUGUAAGUUGAUGCCGUUCAUUCAGAAGGCAUCAGUGGGCAUCACCGUGCUCAGCCUGUGUGCAUUAAGUAUUGACCGUUACCAUGCAGUGACAUCGUGGAGCCGGGUGAAGGGAAUGGGGAUCCCUCUGUGGAAAGCAGUGGAGGUGACACUGAUCUGGCUUGUUGCCGUGGUGCUGGCCGUCCCCGAGGCGCUGGCAUUCGACAUGUUGGAGAUACCCUACAGAGGCAACAAGCUGCGUGUCUGCCUGCUGCAUCCAGAACAGAGCACCAGCUUUAUGAAGUUCUACCAGGAUGUAAAAGACUGGUGGCUCUUCGGCUUCUACUUCUGCUUUCCGUUGGCCUGCACAGGAAUCUUCUACACACUCAUGUCCUGUGAGAUGCUCAGCCGUAAAAAAGGCAUGCGCAUCGCACUCAACGACCACAUGAAGCAGCGGAGGGAAGUGGCCAAGACGGUGUUCUGCCUUGUGUUGAUUUUCGCUCUCUGCUGGCUGCCCCUUCAUCUCAGUCGCAUUCUGAAAAAAACAAUCUAUGACGAAAAUGACCCCAACCGCUGUGAACUGCUCAGCUUCCUGCUAGUGAUGGAUUACAUUGGGAUCAACAUGGCCUCCUUAAACUCCUGCAUUAACCCGAUUGCCCUCUACUUUGUCAGUCAGAAGUUUAAAAACUGCUUCCAGUCCUGCCUGUGCUGCUGGUGCUAUAGAACAUCUCCUCUGGACAAGCGAGGUUCAAGCAGAAGCUGGAAGGGCUCGUGUCAUGGGAACGGACUAGACCGCUCCAGCUCCCGCUCCAGCACCAGUCAGAAAUACACAAGCUCGUCAUAAAUGUAGACAUCAAACCAGCCAAACCCGGUUUUCCAUUCGUUCUCAUAAUGAAGAAACAACACACCAGUGGGGGGAUAAACAAAGCGAGGUAGAAGUCACCCUACAUUUAUACAGGACUGGCAGCUGCCUGAAGGACUAUGACAGAAGGAUCAACCCAAACAGAUGAAAGACAACAGGAAUGUACCUAUUCAGGCUGAAUACGAACUACAAAACAAUGACAAAACCAUCAUUACAUUACAUUUAUACUCUGACGCUGAGGACUGAGUAGAGGACUUAAAGUAUCUCAGUGGACCAUUAUGGUAAAUAGUAUACAUUCAUAGACAUUGUUUAUUCAAGCCACAUGUAUAUUUAUGUACAGUAUUAUUUACAUGCAGUUUGCAGACUUAUGAUUAUAUCCGGCCCAAGGACUUUAUGUAUGAACAGCACUGAUAAGUACUAACUGUUGUUGCUUUGAUACCUCAUGGGGAAAGACAGUGAGAAAAUGUUCUUGUCUCAAAGGUUAGAGUACUUGGUACUAAUUUACAAUAAGAAAACCCUCAUAAAGGACUAAUAAAUGGGUUAUGAUUAGGUUACAAAGUGGUUGUAAACACUUCAUAAACCAUUUUUAUGCUGUUGUAACGCAUUGAAACACUGAUUCAGCCUUUAGUGUUAAGCCUCAGAUAUCAUUGGUUACUGAGUUGCCGUCGUCUCCAUCUGCAGCAUCUGAUAUUUAUUAAUAAGUUAUGACAAUUUAACCACCACCAACACACCUUAAUACUGAAGAAGUUUCAUUUGGCAUAUUUCAUUGUGGCAUAUCAAAUGAAUAACUCAUGCCAUAAAGCUCUGGCAGUAUAGUUUUUCAUAUUUUACAAAAGUAAUUGUACUAAUUUGGAUUAAUAAAAUACAGUUUAAUGUAAGGGUAGGGCUGUGCAGUCAAGAAUAUGACAUUUCAUAUUAUCCUCUAUGGAUCAUGUUGUUGUGUUAUAUGUAACUGUCCUUACUGCAGUGUUUGAGGUAAUUUGGACACAUUGUUCAACAUGGAUAUUUGUACAAAAUAAAACACACUGACAAAGGAAAAUGAAGAUAACAGAAAUCAUAAAGAAAACUAAAUAUUUUAAGUUUCUCAUAAAAUAAUAUAGUUAUCAAAGGACACAAAGGACUGUAUGGUCUUUUAACUUUACAUGUUGUAUUGUGAUCUGUUCAGUUACCAUGAUAUAAAAUGACAUACAGCAGAUCUUGACCAUAUUGCCCAUUCCUACUUAUUAAGUUUCUUUCUGCCUAUUAUAAAUAUAAUAACUCAUUACUAAAUAAUUUCACAUGCUGACAGAUAAAGGGGUUAAAAUAAGCAGUAACUUAAUGUUGCCUAAACUACUGUAUGAACACUGUUAUUAUAAUUAUAACUUCUUGUUUAUUAAUAACUUCUU